GCCUCACUGCCUGCAGUCCCAACUCCAGGCACCAUGUUCUCCGCUGGGCCCCCCAGCUACACCCUCCUCCGGCUCCCCCUGCUGCAGUUGCUGCUGCUGCUGGUGCAGGCCGUGGGGAGGGGGCUGGGCCGCGCCAGCCCGGCUGGGGGCCCCCUGGAGGAUGUGGUCAUCGAGAGGUACCACAUCCCCAGGGCCUGUCCCCGGGAAGUGCAGAUGGGGGACUUUGUGCGGUACCACUACAACGGCACUUUCGAGGAUGGCAAGAAGUUUGACUCGAGCUAUGACCGCAGCACCUUGGUGGCCAUCGUGGUGGGCGUGGGGCGCCUCAUCACCGGCAUGGACCGAGGCCUCAUGGGCAUGUGUGUCAACGAGCGGCGCCGCCUCAUCGUGCCUCCGCACCUGGGCUAUGGCAGCAUCGGCGUGGCGGGGCUCAUCCCACCGGACGCCACCCUCUACUUCGACGUGGUCCUGCUGGAUGUGUGGAACAAGGCAGACACCGUGCAGGUGAGCAUCUUGCUACGCCCGCCCCACUGCCCCCGCAUGGUCCAGGACAGCGACUUUGUCCGCUACCACUACAACGGCACUCUGCUGGAUGGCACCUCCUUCGACACCAGCUACAGUCGGGGCGGCACUUAUGACACCUACAUCGGCUCUGGUUGGCUAAUCAAGGGCAUGGACCAGGGACUGCUGGGCAUGUGUCCUGGAGAGAGAAGGAAGAUCAUCAUUCCUCCAUUCCUGGCCUAUGGGGAGAAAGGCUAUGGGACUGUGAUCCCCCCGCAGGCCUCCCUGGUCUUUCACGUCCUACUCGUUGACAUCCACAACCCAAAGGACACUGUCCAGCUAGUGACACUGGAGCUACCCCCGGGCUGUGUCCGGAGAGCCGUGGCCGGGGACUUCAUGCGAUACCACUAUAAUGGCUCGCUGAUGGACGGCACCCUCUUUGACUCCAGCUACUCCCGCAACCAAACCUACAAUACCUAUGUCGGGCAGGGUUACAUCAUCCCGGGCAUGGACCAGGGGCUGCAGGGCGCAUGCGUAGGGGAGCGCCGGAGAAUCACCAUCCCGCCCCACCUCGCCUACGGGGAGAAUGGAACUGGAGACAAGAUCCCUGGCUCUGCCGUGUUGAUCUUCAACGUCCACGUCAUCGACUUCCACAACCCUGCAGAUCCCGUGGAAAUCAAGACACUGUCCCGGCCCUCUGAGAGCUGCAAUGAGACUGCCAAGCCUGGGGACUUUAUUCGAUACCACUACAACUGCUCUCUGCUGGACGGCACCCAGCUCUUCUCCUCGCAUGACUACGGGGCACCCCAGGAGGCGACUCUGGGGGCCAACAAGGUGAUCCAAGGCCUGGACAUAGGUCUGCAGGGCAUGUGCGUGGGAGAGAGACGGCAGCUCAUCGUGCCCCCGCACCUGGCCCACGGGGAGAGCGGAGCCCGGGGGGUCCCUGGCAGUGCUGUGCUGCUGUUUGAGGUGGAGCUCGUGUCCCGGGAGGACGGGCUGCCCACAGGCUACCUGUUUGUGUGGCACGAGGACCCUCCUGCGAGCCUGUUUGAAGACAUGGACCUCAACAAGGAUGGAGAGGUCCCCCUGGAGGAGUUCUCCACCUUCAUCAAGGCUCAAGUGAAUGAGGGCAAAGGUCGCCUUAUGCCUGGGCAGGAGCCUGAGAAAACCAUAGGGGACAUGUUCCAGAACCAGGACCGCAACCAGGACGGCAAGAUCACUCUCGAGGAACUCAAGCUGAAGUCAGACGAAGACCAGGAGCCGGUGCAUGAGGAGCUCUGAAGGGCAGGGGCCUGGGCCUGGCCCCAGAUACAAAGGCCCACUGCUAGGGGGAUGUGGCAGUGGGACUGACCUGCUGACAGUCACCCUCCCUCUGCUGGGAAGACGUCUAGGAGCCAGACGUCUAAAAAGUUGUCAGAGGAAACAUCUGUAGUCUUCCCGCAGCACAGAUCUCUGUUCCAUUUUCCUCUUCCAACCCCAAAGUCCUUCCUUGAAAGGAGUUACAAAGCCAGUUUGGGGGCGGUGGGGUCCGAGGUUGGAUAGGGCCAUUGCUGGCCCCUGGCCCACCCACCCCACAUUACUAGACAGGGCUGAGCUCACUUUAUUUCCCCAAACUUCCCCUUUAUUUGUGCUUCUCCUCGCCAUCCCCACCUCCCCAGGAGCAUGGAUCUGGGCUAGGGGACCCCUCCGGCCCUCCUCCCCAGCCCUGACCGGCUGCCAGGGUAGCUCCCGGAGGGCAGCCCUACCUCACCUGUCUCGUCCGCCCUUCUCAGUUCUCACUUGCCUCUGGUCGGGGCUGAGCUGUCCCUGGGGUGCUGGAGGUCAGGGCUGGACUUCAAGUCACCCUUUUUCCCUAAAGAGGCUCCCUUCUCUAAGGCACCAUGAGAAUAAGAAAGCGAAGGGUGUGUGUGAGGUAGCCUGCUUAGGUGGGUUUUGGGGCUAUGAGAUCUUUGGGUUUGGGGCCGAGGGGUGGGAGGGCGGUGGGCAGAGCUCUGCACACUCAGAAAGCUAAACUGGUGUCAGAUCCCUCUCAUUCGUGCCAAAUAAAAGGUAAAAC
Messenger RNA from Propithecus coquereli (Coquerel's sifaka), 2557 nucleotides. RefSeq names its product FK506 binding protein 10, 65 kDa (gene FKBP10). Lineage: Eukaryota; Metazoa; Chordata; Mammalia; Primates; Indriidae. The record is from RefSeq and is a predicted model, not a curated record. Gene Ontology annotation, molecular function: peptidyl-prolyl cis-trans isomerase activity; calcium ion binding. Bases 34 to 1782 code for a protein of 582 amino acids. The transcript is spliced from 10 exons.